GCAGCGGACUGGGCGCCCACGGGCCGGGGCUGCAUGGGGUUCCCGCGCGGCCGGCUCCUCUGGCUGCUGCUCCUGCUUGCAGCAGCCUGCUCCGGGAUCCUCUUCGUCCUGCACAUCUCGGCGGAGGAGCGGUCCCCGGGGUCCCGGUCCGGGGCCAGGGGCAUUCUGUCACCCACAGCCUUCUUUCAGUUGAAGACAUUGAAUUCUCAGACCAGAAAGAACCAGUCCUGCCAACACCCACUUCAUCUGGCCAUUCGGCAGCACCGCCACUUCCGGAACCUGUUUGAUCUCUCCACUCCAGUGCUGCUGUGGGGAGGCCUCCUCACCCCAGAGCUCUGGGACAGCCUGAGCCGACACAAAGGUCCCUACAGCUGGCAGGGGCUCUCCCACCAAGACAUCGUCUCCACCUUGAGGCUUCUGAACAGUUCGGAGAGCGCGAGGCUAUUUGCAGCCCCCAGGAAGUCACCCCCAACCUGCAUUCGGUGUGCUGUGGUGGGUAAUGGAGGCAUUCUGAAUGGUUCCCGUCAGGGUCAGAAAAUUGAUACCCAUGACUACGUGUUCAGGCUCAAUGGAGCAGUGAUCAAAGGCUUUGAGCAGGAUGUGGGCACCAAGACUUCCUUCUAUGGUUUUACUGUGAACACGAUGAAGAACUCCCUCAUCUCUUACCAGCACCUGGGCUUCACCUCAGUGCCACAAGGACAGGACCUGCGCUACAUCUUCAUCCCCUCUAGCAUUCGUGAAUAUCUGAUGCUGAGAUCAGCCAUUCUUGGUGUGCCUGUCCCCAAGGGCCCUGAUAAAGGGGACAGGCCUGAUACUUAUUUUGGACCAGAAGCCUCUGCCAGUAAAUUCAAGCUACUGCAUCCAGACUUCAUCGGCUACCUGACAGAGAGGUUUUUGAAAUCAAAACUGAUUAACACAAAUUUUGGAAAUGUCUAUAUGCCUAGUACUGGGGCCCUCAUGCUACUGACAGCUUUGCAUACCUGUGACCAGGUCAGUGCCUAUGGAUUCAUCACAAGCAACUACAGGAAAUAUUCUGACCACUACUUCGAACGGGAAAUGAAACCACUGAUAUUCUAUGUGAACCAUGACCUGCGCCUAGAAGCUGCCCUGUGGAGGAAGCUGCACAAGGCUGGCAUCCUUUGGCUGUACCAGCGUUAACCCGAAAGCAUCAAGAUCUUUGCUUCUUGCAAAGCUAUGGCCCUGAUCCCAAGUGGCCAAAAGCCUUUUUCUUAACUUUUCAACCUCUGAAAGGGGCUUUACUCCCCUUGACCCUUUCCUCCUUCCCAGCGGAGGGUAUUGAGACAGACCACAGUCAUUACCAAAACCUGUUCAAUGCAGAAUGCCCUAUCUUGUCUUUGGCUCAUUCAAGAAAACCCUCUGGGUCUGAGGCAGACAUCCCACCUUGGCCAAGAGAGAGCGGACUGCUUCAUUGGUUUUGUUUUGAAGUAAAGAGAACACUCCCAAAAUGAGACGGUGACCCUCUCAAGAGGCAAGCUCACCUCAGAGAUAAACAGUUCAAAGACAGCAGUUGGUACUGAAUGAUUUCAGGACUGUCAGUGGUCCUAAACAGGGCUUUGCUGACCACAACAUCAAGCAGCCAUGGGGGCAAGUUCAUGAUCCCCAACCAAACCCUCCCACUGACAUGUCAAGCCCCACACAAAUGCCAAAGCAAUUCAACCUCUGAGGAUGCUUCUUGAGAAGCUUUCUGAGAACAUGAUUCUUCUGCCCCAUAAUAAAGUGGAAGAACAAAAGGUAGUGUAAUUUGAGAUGAUUGCAUAGAUGACCACUUUGUUGUCUUGUGUUGAAGUAGAGAAAGCAUAUAAAAUGUAGGGUGUUUAGCAGGGAUUAUAAGACUCCAACAAGGGCUAGUGUGGGUGGGGUUCCAUAGCCAGCUCUGUACCAAAAAUAAAAAUAAAAAUUCAAGAACAAUGGGAGGUACAGGUGCGUGGUGAACGUGAAUUGCACCAAAGCCUGCCUGCCACUGCAACAAGUUCUGUUAGAGAUGCAUCCCUGCCUUG
Castor canadensis (American beaver) is the source of this 2018-nucleotide messenger RNA. The record is from RefSeq and is a predicted model, not a curated record. Lineage: Eukaryota; Metazoa; Chordata; Mammalia; Rodentia; Castoridae.